CAGGGGUGUGGGGGUCUGCAGGGCUGUGUAACCUCACAGCUUGGGGGUCCGGGUCAGCCCCUCACACCCUCGGUGUCCCCCCACAUGCCCAGGCCAGCACCAUGGCACAGGUGGGGCACAGGGUGGAUUACCUGGCCGGAUUCUGCUGCCCGGUGGGGGGGCUGGUGGCGGGCAAGCCGCGGGUGCUGUGCCAUGAGAACGAGAUCUACCUCUCCAACGGCACCGAGUUCGUCUAUGUGUACGACCAGGAGGGCAAAGUGCUCAAGGCUGUGUUCCGCUGCCCUGACCAGGUGUGGCACGUGGAGCUGCUGCCCCAGCCCCGGCAGCUCUACAUCCUGUGUGCCCACAGCGGGAUCUACUGCGUGUCCCUGGAGCAGCAGAGCAGGUUAAUGGAGCAGACGGACGGCGACGGCCAAGAAAGCAACGGCCCUUCCGGCGUCUUCCCGGUGGAAGCGGACGCCUGCAUCUUCCCCGACGCCAGCCUGAGCAUGUUCACCCUGCUCAGCACCUUCGUCAUCACGCUGGCCCAGGACGAGGGCAAGUGGUGGAUGCGGCUGCACGAGCUGCCAGGCCCGGAGCAGGACGGGCCCCCGUACCGGCAGGUCAGCCAGGUGGAAUUCUGCCCCGGGAGCCCGCCCGGGGACGGGGGGGACGCGCCGCCCUCCUGCUUCCUGCCCGUGCUGUGCUGCGCGGCCGCGCCCGGCACCCAGGGGCUCUGGUGCUCGGGGGGCUUCGUGCUGGAGGAGCCGCUCUUCAGCCUCCUCUUCGGCAUCGACGUG
Cyanistes caeruleus (blue tit) is the source of this 779-nucleotide messenger RNA. The record is from RefSeq and is a predicted model, not a curated record. NCBI's taxonomy places the organism in Eukaryota, Metazoa, Chordata, Aves, Passeriformes, Paridae.